This is a messenger RNA of Anopheles funestus (African malaria mosquito), 2020 nucleotides long. RefSeq names its product RYamide receptor-like. Lineage: Eukaryota; Metazoa; Arthropoda; Insecta; Diptera; Culicidae. Gene Ontology annotation, cellular component: membrane. Bases 587 to 970 code for a protein of 127 amino acids. Gene Ontology annotation, biological process: neuropeptide signaling pathway. The record is from RefSeq and is a predicted model, not a curated record. Gene Ontology annotation, molecular function: neuropeptide receptor activity. The transcript has 2 exons.
UUUUUCAAUACACUGUUAAGUACUGUUAUAUGUUUUUUUUCUUUGUGAUUUGAUGCUUCUUUAUAUCAAUUAUUUCUUAAGAGCUUAAUGUUAAAUAUUUUACCUUAAGUAUGCCUUAAGUAUGAAACGAAUUAAAAUUAUAAAUUUAAUACAACUACGCCUUGCUGUUGCUAUAAUAAACAACAGUUAUCGUGCAGUAGUUAAAUCAUUCAGUCUUUUCUCUCCCUUCUUGCAUGCAAGCAAGAUACUUAUCUAUGUUUGUGGAAUCAAUUAAAGAAGCUUCUUCUCAUGAUCUUAUCUUAUUUCUUAACUUUAUCCUUAAAAGAGUUGAGUGUCAUUGCCAUUUCCUGGAACUUUUACCCUUUUUUAUGUGAGAACUCCACCAACGACACUCUCAACACUAGACUUCAAGGAUUUUUCAUCGAAUCUUGCGUGUUCGUCUUUAGAAGUAGAUUUUGUGUAAUCUUCCAUCAAUAAUUUGAGUGUCUGGAACGAAUAAUGAACCAAAAAAUAGUAAUAUCAAGUUCCCACCUUAUCUUUACUCACUGUUUAAUGUUCCAACAAUGUUUGCUUCUUCCAUUGGCAGAUGAUCAAGAUGAUGGUGACUGUGGUGAUUGUAUUUACGAUCUGUUGGCUUCCGUUCAACUUCCUCAUGCUCAUGAAACUUCCUUCGUCGUGGGAUCUGUUGCCGUACUUCUGGUUCGCCUUCCACUGGCUAGCGAUGUCGCACAGCUGCUACAAUCCGAUCAUCUACUGCUACAUGAACGCGCGGUUCCGCAGCGGCUUCAUACUGGUGCUGCACGGUGUGCCGGGUCUGCAGCAGAUCUGCUGCUGCAUUCGCCAUUCGCCACCGAACAUCGCGCGCAACGUCGGCUCCAGCGUGGCCCUCGCCGGUGAGAUGAAUGGCCUGUACGGUGCCAGCGCACUGCGAAGAAAGGCGGGAGUGCGAGUUAGGUGCCACCCAGGAUAACAAAACCACCUGUUUCUUACCUGUUCCGUUUCUGUUUCCAUCUUGCCCUCGGGGGGAGGUGUUCUGGGACGUUGCUCGCUGUGUUCUGCUACACACGUUGCCGUGUGUUGUUCUAGUGUUUUUUCUAGGAUAUUCGCUUACAAAUGCGCUUUGUUUCUUACGAUGUCACACACGCAAAUCACCACAAUGUAUUCGUUCUCAUGUGGUCUUAGCGAGCACCAGCUUAUUGCAUCCUCAUCUCAUCGAUCGUUGGUUGUGUUUUCCUGUUUUUCAACACAAAUCAGACGCUUCCAAAGCCACAAAGGCGUUAGAAAAUAGUUUCAAACGCAUUUCAUCCUUCACAAUCACAAUUUCUUUCUCUUUUGUGUUAUCGAGGAGGUACUGGAUCUCUUAGAUCUCUGCACAUUAAAUCACAAGUGUUGUUAGCCUAACAAUCUUACCUAGAAAUAGUUGCUGAUUUCGUUGCUUAACGCUCAAACCCGCUCAAAAUCGCCAUCGACACGCGCUCUGCAUGAAUCUGGGCGUUCUGACCGUUAGCUUCAGAUCCACUUCAUUCAUGUCAUACAGUCUGCUCGAUUUUUUUUCUCUUUCCUAUUCAUGCGUCUCUGUCAUUUUGGAACCUUACAACACAAUCACAACCGUUUGUUUCAACCGUGAGUUUUGUUUAUUGUAAAAUAUACGCAAACAAAAAACACACAAUACCGGAGUGAGACGAUGUUAAGUGCCAGAACAGCUCUUUGAAAUAUGUUUUAUUUAUUUCUGCUAUAAAAAAUAUCUCAAGUCUAUUGGUGACGAGUGAAAUUGUUUAUUAAUAUCACAUAAAGUAAAUAAAUUUUUGUUCAAUAUAAUUUCUUGUUAACUCUCUACCUGUCUACUUGAAGAUUUGCCGAACUUUUCAACAAUUUCUGGUUCCAGGAAAGGAAAACCCAGAUCAACCUUGCAUCAUUCGCUUAAUUUACGAAUCACCUUAACCUCACAAAGCGGGUUCAAUCAAAAAUUUCGUUUGAAAUAUUUCAUUAAUUUUAUAAUAAAAAUAAAUAAAAAAUUUAA